Messenger RNA from Triticum aestivum (bread wheat), 1744 nucleotides. RefSeq lists its product as uncharacterized. The record is from RefSeq and is a predicted model, not a curated record. The transcript is spliced from 2 exons. NCBI's taxonomy places the organism in Eukaryota, Viridiplantae, Streptophyta, Magnoliopsida, Poales, Poaceae. The coding region runs from base 120 to 1337 and encodes 405 amino acids. Gene Ontology annotation, molecular function: protein binding.
UCCAAACCCUGGUUGAUCCCCUUUCUCUUCUCUCGCUCCGGCCAACGCCGCCACCCCCCGGCAUCAUCUGCCGGCGCCAUUCCAACGCACCCCCAACAUUCCUCUCCUCUCUCUCCCACAUGGAGCCGAUCAAACCCACGCCCACCCUAACAAGCAAGAUCUGCAUCCAACACGAACCCGCCGACGGCGGAGAUGCCGCGAGCGGAACCAUCGGCGGCCUCCCUUUCCACCUCACGGAGGAGAUCCUCCGCUGCGUCAGCCCGCUCGAUUCGGUGCGCCUCGCCACCGUUUGCAGGUCCUGGGCGGCGACCAUCUCCGAGCGGCUAGCGAGACCCACCCCGCACCUGUUCGCACUCGAGGUCCUCCACGAGCACCCCCGCGGGGCGAUCUUCUCCGUGCCGGUCGAUGACAACGAGGAGGACUCGCCAGCGCCGGCCAUGCCGGCCAUGGGCUGGCACGCGGAAUGUUUCGAGCUGUGUGGCGCCUCUUCCAGCGGCAGCCUCUCCUUCGUGAACGGCAGCCAUGUCCUCCUCGUAAACCCUGUCACCGGCGCGUCCGGGAGCGUUCAGAUUUCUGCGAGCAUCUCUCGGACCGGACCUAAGCUUUGCACCGGCGCCGAGGCGUUCUUCAUUACUGAGUUCCAUAGGGGUGUCUCUCUCUGGUGGUGGUGCUCGGACGAGUGGAGCGAGCAGAAGCUGCUUCUGCCUCAAGGGUUCGAAAUCUACCAUGCCAUUGCUCUGUCGGCCUACAGCGGCGGUGUCUUGUAUGCUCUGGAAUUCUCUGGUUUGGUGUACACCAUGGAUACCCAGGCACCGCUGCCUUGGCGCCUGACAAGGCUCCGUGCGCCGAGCAUUCUCGAGCAGUACUCCCCAAUCUUCGGGUACCGCUUCAUUCGGAACUGCCACCUGCUCGAGUCAGAAGACGAGGUCAUGUUUGUUGGUCCUGUGUUCGCAACAAAAGAGCCCGGAUGCCCCAAAUCCAUCUGUGGCUUCGAGGUGUACAGGCUGGAUGUUCAUGGGGCACGGUGGGUGAAGGUGGAGAGGCUCGCCGGCGAACAGGCGCUUUUCGUGAGCGAUCAAUCAUCGUUCGCGCUGCAUGCUUCAGAGGUGCCAGGGUGCAUGAGCAACUGCAUCUACUUUGUAGGUGAUGUUGACGAGUGCUCAUUCAGCACUUGGGGCAUCUACUCCAUGGUGGAGCGGAAGGUGCUGUUUCAGAGCCCUGUUGGCGGUUUGCCGGGGAAGUACAAAGCUGCCCGGUGGUUCUUCCCUGGUGUUGUGAUGCCACUUGCGCGACAAUGUACAAACUUGGGACAAAGGAGAAAAAUCAAUGGCCUUUAGGUAUAAUCUAGUUCAUCAUAUUAUGAGAAUGCAGUAGCAGUUCUUUAAAUGUUACCACGGACUGCUCCUUUUAUGCUGAUAGAAGGAGAGGCGCGCGGUAUUGCUAUGAUGUGACAGUAAGGUCUAUAAACCUCCAAGGGCUACUAUGCCGCCGAUGUGAUGGCCUCUGUGGCAUACCUGAAGGUUGCGGUUCAGUUUGGCAUGGCUCAAAUUAUUCUAGGGUCAGAUUCUCAGAAACUGUACGAAGCGCUGUUCGUGAAAUUUCAGACAAUCCGACGAAGUUUAUGGAUUGAUUGUACUUGUAGUACAGUUGUGCAUGAACUCGCUAAGUUUGACACUCCUUUGGGUUUCUCAGAUGUAUUACUGGGGAUUUACCUUAGUUUGUGUGUGACAUGGUGAUCGAAGUU